UCUUCUGAAGUCUGCUGCUGGUGAGUCAAAAUGUCCAGAAAUCAUAGACUGCUGGUGAAAAACGCCAAACAAGUGGUUUUGAUCUGCAACGACGGAGAGAAGUACCUGACCAAACAUGGGAUGCAAAACCUCUGCGUGAUUGAAAAUGGAAGCAUUGUAAUUGGAAGUGAUGGGCUGAUUAAAGCUGUGGGACCGGCAGAAACCAUCAGAGCUCAGUAUCCAGAAUCCUCCUUUGAGCAAGUGAUUGAUGUCACAGGAAAGUGCGUCCUGCCUGGGCUGGUUGAUGCUCACACUCAUCCAGUCUGGGCUGGAGACCGUGUGCAUGAAUUUUCAAUGAAGCUGGCUGGGGCCACCUACAUGGACGUGCACCGGGCCGGUGGAGGGAUCCACUUCACGGUGGAGCACACGCGAGCUGCCGCCGCCUCGGACCUGCUGGCCUCCCUGAGCAGCAGGUUGCUGAGGAUGCAGCGAGCCGGCACCACGCUGGUGGAGUGUAAGAGCGGCUACGGCCUGGAGCUGCAGACCGAGCUGAAGAUGCUGCAGGUGAUCGAGCAGGCCAGACGCUCCCUGCCCAUCAACAUUUCCUCCACCUACUGUGGAGCCCACGCCGUGCCCAAAGGGAAAACGGUUGCAGAAGCCACAGAAGACAUCCUCCAGGUUCAGUUGCCUCGGCUGAAGGAGCUCAUGUCUGCUGGGACUCUGAGAGUUGACAACAUCGACGUGUUCUGUGAGCAGGGAGUGUUUGACCUUAGCGCCACCCGCUCCAUCCUGCAAGCUGGCAAAGACAUGAACCUCAACAUCAACUUCCACGGAGAUGAACUUCACCCUAUGAACUCUGCUCAGCUGGGAGCAGAGCUAGGAGCCUUAGCCAUCAGUCACCUGGAGGAGGUCACAGAUGAAGGGAUUGUUGCCAUGGCAAAAGCAAAAACAGCUGCUGUCCUCCUCCCAACUACAGCUUACAUCCUCCGGUUGCCCCAGCCUCGGGCCAGAGACAUGCUGGAUACCGGCGUCAUCGUUGCCCUCGGUAGCGACUUCAACCCAAACGCCUACUGCUGCUCCAUGGCGAUAGUCAUGCACCUGGCAUGUGUCAACAUGAGGAUGUCCAUGCCCGAGGCGCUGGCGGCUGCCACCAUCAACGCAGCCUACGCCCUCGGACGGUCCCACACACACGGAUCCCUGGAGGUCAACAAACACGGAGACCUGCUGGUCCUCAACGCCACACGGUGGGAGCACCUGAUCUACCAGCUGGGAGGACACCAGGAGCUCAUCCGUUACGUUAUCAUCAAAGGCAACGUCGUCUAUGAUAAUGACAAAACUUUGGACUUGUAACUGCGGAUUUGUGAAGGUACUUCUCGUUAGUACAACUACAGCAUUGUAGUGAGCUCAGAAACUUCCAUGUUUUAUCUGCAAAUCUAACAAAGUGUUGUUUACCAGUCUGCAACUCAGUGAGAGAGAAAUGUCACCAGACAGACCGAUCUUUAAAUAACAAUGUACUUAACGGGAUACUUCAGAACCACCCCCAUUGUUCUGUCUGGCUGCUCCUGCCCCUUUAUCGUGCGUUAGUAUCCAAACAUGACCACCUCUACUGUUCACUGCUGCUUUCACAAUCAUAUGAUUUCACUUUGGGGAUUAAAAGAAAAGUU
This is a messenger RNA of Cololabis saira (Pacific saury), 1643 nucleotides long. RefSeq names its product amidohydrolase domain containing 1 (gene amdhd1). Gene Ontology annotation, molecular function: imidazolonepropionase activity. Bases 31 to 1329 code for a protein of 432 amino acids. The transcript has 9 exons. The record is from RefSeq and is a predicted model, not a curated record. Gene Ontology annotation, cellular component: cytoplasm. NCBI's taxonomy places the organism in Eukaryota, Metazoa, Chordata, Actinopteri, Beloniformes, Belonidae.